This is a messenger RNA of Trypanosoma conorhini, 2511 nucleotides long. Its product is annotated as ubiquitin hydrolase. Gene Ontology annotation, molecular function: cysteine-type deubiquitinase activity. Lineage: Eukaryota; Euglenozoa; Kinetoplastea; Trypanosomatida; Trypanosomatidae. The record is from RefSeq and is a predicted model, not a curated record. The transcript has a single exon. The coding region runs from base 1 to 2511 and encodes 836 amino acids. Gene Ontology annotation, biological process: protein deubiquitination.
AUGGUGUGCAGAAAUGGCGACGCCUCCUCGCACUUUAGCGGCUCCUCCGUGCAGCAGCAGCCCCCGUCGUUUGGCUUGGAGCGCCUCCUGACGGCAGCGUAUCCUCCACCCCGCUUCGAGCCGGGGCCCAAGGUGCUGCUGCGAUGCAAGGCCGACGUCGUUAACUGCAUUACCCGGCGAGUCCGGCGCGUCAGUGAGGGUCUCAUGGCUGGCAGGUACGCCUUCGAAAAUCGGCGGGCGUUGGCCCACACAAUUGUGCGCAGUGCACUGCAGGCGGCCUACCCCAACUGUCGUCGCGACAUCUUUGCGGCUUCGCCGGGCGAUGGGGCUGCGGGGCCGCCCCUGCACGGCGACACCAUCGCGGGGGCGUUUCUCUGUAGCACCGUCACCUGCGCUGACCCCUUGAUUUACGCGUCGGUGCUGUCAUUUUUUUUCGCCUACGGCGUGGACUUCACCGCGCCGCGCCGUGGCUCGGGCGGCCCCGUGGCCGGAGGCAACCGCGUGGCGCCACCGCUUCCUUCGCUAGACACCGCCCUCUACUGUCUGCACAAGGUGGUGGAGGAGAUUCUUGCGCGGACGGGGAUGCUGCACGGCAGGAAUGUCACUGAGCAUAGCAAGAAUGGUGCGCCCACGCCACGGCGAUGGCUAGACGAUCUUCAGGAUUUCUUCCUUGUGCUGGCGAACGGUUACACGCUGCUGUCGCUUCUGCGGUUCUUUGCCGAGGAGGAGGAGGAGGUGGUGGUGGCGGUGGAGGAAAGGUGGAAUGGGGCGGAGCUAAGCGCAGAGGGAAGGAAGCGCGACGCGGCCGACCUCUCAGUCCGAGCGGCGCCCUUGUGUUACACCACGGCAGUUCUUUACCGUUUGUUUGAUCGGAAAAUCGGGUCAGUUGCGCCAGCGGGCGCCUCCUCACCUUCGGCACCCGCGUCCUCCAUUGUUUCGGUCUUCGCCAUUUUAUUCAAGGAGGUUGUCGAGUAUUGCAACGGCGCCGGUGUGCGGUGGAACCUCUCCGAUGAGGCGGGCCUGAGAGGGGCGCGGAGGGCGCUCUACAGCACCCCGGCUUUGGUGCGGAACAUGGUGGUGGUGGUGGCGGCCUACUGCCGCCAAUUCCCGCCGUUGUAUCAGGCGGUCAAGAAGCAGGCGGGGUCGCCGUUUAUCCUCGACCAGCUGGUGCACUCGGCGUUGUUCAGGCUUCCCUUGUGCCCCCAGGAGGAGGUGGAGAGGGAGCGUUCCGUCGUCUACGAUAAAAAAGUCGCCACGGCGGCGGCGGGAGCCAUGCAUGAGCCCGCCGCAACGGAAGAAUUUGGGCCGCAAUUCAAACCGCCGCCGUUUUAUGGCGGCACUGACGCCGGGACGCACAGUAAUAAGUUGGGCGACACCUCAUUUCCUUGCAAUGCUGGGGCGAUUUCUGCCCAGUGGCGGAGCUCGCCGCGGGAGAGGACGUCCUUCGCGAAUACGGCUUUACCUUUACGGGCCGCAGAGGCAGCGGGGUCAUCGUUGGCGUGUGUGGGGCUGUUGAACAUGGGCAACUCCUGCUUCCUCAACAGCUUCACCCAGCUGUUCUUUGCCGCACGGCAUUUUAGGGUGAAUCUCCUGCAGGAGAAGCUUCCGCGCCUUCUGCCGCUGCUGAAGCGCUCCCUCGACAACGACACGGGAGCCGGCAGUGGGGGCGGGGAGGAAUGGGUGGGUGGCCGCCGCGGCGCCACCGCCCCCCACGUCACCGCGGGUUUUGUCGUUCUCAUGCUGCUGAUGCACUGGAUGGUCACGCACGGUCUUAGCGGGCGGGCCGUCAACACGGCGUCGUUUAGGAAUUUUUUGCCGGAGCCGUUUAACGACGGCUUCCAGCACGACGCCUCGGAGUACGGGAAGGUGCUGAUGGAGCUCCUGGACAGCAGCAGCGCCAGCGAGGCCGCCGCGGACGCCGCCUCCAGCGCGGAGGAGGAGGACUACGACAACGAACAGAAACGGAAGAAAAAUAAGCGGGAGAACGUCCUGGAGGGAGGAGCAGAAGCGGGAGCGGGGGGUUGCGCCGCGGGCCCCUUCCAGGCUCGCGUCAGCGCCCACGCGAGAGGCGAGGGCAGAAAUGGCAGUCGUGGCGGCGGCGGCGGCGGCGGGCGGGGGGGCGACGCGGGGCACCGUCGUUGCGCGAUGGUUCGGCGGGGUCUCGGCGUCUCUCAUCGAGUGCAUGGCAUGCCACCGUACACGGACGCAGCUGAGUCCGUUUUGGGACAUCAGCGUUCCGCUGCGCCGAGAGGAGAACGCCAGGGAGGCCGUCCGCGGCGAGGAGAAACCCGCGGAGGAGGAGGAGGAGGAGGUGCGUGUGGUGCACUCGGCGGAUGGACGCAUUGCGAUCACAACAUACCCCGCCCACGGCCUCGACGAGGCCGACGCGUCUCCGCUGCAGGAGGCGGAGGAGGCAACACCGACGCCGUCGCUGCAGGAGCUCCUCGACAGCGUUCUCAACUGCCGCAACUCUGGCGAGGUCGUCCACGGCGAAAACAUGACAUACUGUGA